AUGGCCAAGCAGCUCAAGCCCUUCACCCGCGACGAGGUUGCCCAGCACAACAAGCAGGGCGACCUGUACGUCAUCAUCGACAGCUAUGUCUACGACCUCUCCAAGUUUGCCCGCCUCCACCCUGGUGGUCCCGGUGUGCUGCUCGAUGCCGAUGUCGCCGGCAAGGACGCUACGACCGUCUUCUUUGCCAUGCACCGUCACGAAGUCCUCCUGAAGCCCCAGUACCAGCGUCUCAAGAUCGGUCAGAUUACCGGCGAAAAGCAGAAGAUCCGCACUCCGCAGGCCGACGACCUCUCGCGUGUCCCCUACGCCGAGCCCAUGUGGCUCACCCCGUCGUUCAAGACUCCAUACUACAAGGACUCGCACCGUGCGCUGCAAAAGGCGAUGCGCAAGUUCAUCACCGAGGUUGUGGCGCCCGACGGACAGGCGUGUGAAGAGAAUGGCAAGCGCCCUUCCCCCGACGUCCUCAGGCAGAUGGCCGAGAACGGCAUGAACCACAUGCGUAUGGGACCCGGGGCCCACCUCCACGGCAAGGUUCUCAUGGGCGGUGCGGUCAAGGGCGAGGAGUUUGACUAUCUCCACGAGCUUGUCGUCAACCAGGAGCUCGCCCUCUGUGGCGCCCGCGGCUACAUUGACGGCUGCCAGGGCCACAUGGUCAUUGGACUGCCGCCCAUCAUGAACUACGCCAAGGAGCCGCUGCGUACCAAGGUCAUGACCGAGGUGCUCGAGGGAGAGAAGCUCUUGUGUCUUGCGAUCACUGAGGCGUUUGCCGGCUCGGACGUCGCGGGUCUCCGCUGCCGUGCCGUCCGCGCCGAGGACGGGUCCGGAUGGAUCAUCAACGGCACCAAGAAGUGGAUUACCGGCGGUACCAACUCGGACUACUUUACUGUCGGCGCCCGCACCGGCGACCACCUCACCGUCUUCCUCGUCCCCCGCUGCGAGGGUGUGAACACGAAGCAGAUCAAGACGUCGUACGGCACCACCGCCGGCACGUCGUAUGUCACCUUUGACAAUGUCAAGAUCCCCAACGAGAACAUGAUCGGUCCCGAGAACGACGGACUGCGCGUCAUCCUCGCAAACUUCAACCACGAGCGGUUCAUGAUCUCGUGCCAGACCGUCCGCUAUGCCCGCAAGGCCGUCGAGGAGUGCCUCCUCUGGGCGUCGCAGCGUAGCGUGUCGGGCAAGCCCCUCAUCGCGCAGCCCGUCAUCCGUCAGAAGCUCGCGUCCAUGAUCACCAAGACUGAGGCUGCGCAGGCGUUCCUGGAGAACAUUGCGUACCAGAUGUGCCAGAUGGACUACAAGGAGCAGUCCAAGUACCUCGCCGGCCCCAUCGGCUUCCUCAAGCUCAACUCGUCCAAGAUCCUCGCCGAGGUCGCCGACGACGCCAUCAUGAUCUUUGGUGGCCGUGGCCUCACCAAGACGGGCAUGGGCCGCUUCAUCGAGCAGAUCCACCGUACCCGCAAGUUUGACGCCAUCCUUGGCGGUACCGAGGAGGUCCUCGGCGACCUGGGUGUCCGCCAGGCCAUGAAGCACAUGCCCGAGGACCAGAGGCUCUGA
Messenger RNA from Apiotrichum porosum, 1557 nucleotides. RefSeq lists its product as uncharacterized. The transcript has 3 exons. Bases 1 to 1557 code for a protein of 518 amino acids. Lineage: Eukaryota; Fungi; Basidiomycota; Tremellomycetes; Trichosporonales; Trichosporonaceae. Gene Ontology annotation, molecular function: acyl-CoA dehydrogenase activity; flavin adenine dinucleotide binding. The record is from RefSeq and is a predicted model, not a curated record.